UCCACCCCUCAGUGCGGAGCGGCUGCCGGGCGUGCGUGGCUCCGGCAGUGCCUGUGCGGCCACGUCCGCGGCUCGGUUCCACUCAGCUCUGCAGCAGGCGCAGGCGGCCAUGGGUCGGGCGCCGCGGCUCUGGGCGCUGCUGCUUGUGCUGCUGGCGCCGCGCGGCCGCGCCUGGGACAGCGGCGACCUGGAGCUGUUCGACCUGGCGGAGGAGGUGCCACGCAACUUCUACGACUUCCUCGGGGUGCAGCAGGAUGCUUCAUCUGCGGACAUUAGGAAAGCAUAUCGUAAGCUUUCGUUAACUCUACACCCAGACAAGAACAAAGAUGAAAAUGCAGAAACCCAGUUCAGGCAAUUGGUGGCUAUCUACGAAGUAUUGAAGGAUGAAGAAAGAAGGCAGAGGUAUGAUGAUAUUCUGAUCAAUGGACUACCAGAUUGGCGACAGCCUGUAUUCUACUACAGGCGGGUGAGAAAAAUGAGCAAUGCUGAGCUGGCAUUACUCCUGUUCAUUAUACUCACAGUGGGUCAUUAUGCUGUGGUUUGGUCAAUCUACCUGGAAAAACAGCUGGAUGAACUGCUUUGCAAAAAAAAGAGAGAGAAGAAGAAAAAGACAGGAGGCAGGAGUAUAGAUGAAGUAAAACCUGGUUCUGCUGACAAAAAUGAAAGAGCAUUGGACAAACCACGGUGGCAGGACUUGCUUCCAUGUAAGCUUGGAAUUUGGUUCUGUCUUACUGUAAAAGCAUUGCCUCAGCUAUUUCAGGAUGCCAGACAAUUGUAUGUAGAAUAUAAAGAAACAAAAAUGAAGGCGAAGGAAGAUGCCCUGGCUAGAGCUGAACUUGAAACACUUCAGAAGGAGAAGAAGCCUAAAAUCAAGAAGCCAAAAUCUGAAUUCCCUAUAUACACAGCUUCAGAAUCCAGUGCAUAUGUACCAUCUUAUGAUCAUGGAACUUCUAUUGAAGAGAUUGAGGAACAGAUGGAUGAUUGGUUGGAAAACAAGAACAGAACACACAAAAAAAAGGCUCCUGAAUGGACAGAAGAGGACCUUAGCCAGCUGACAAGAAGUAUGGUUAAGUUCCCAGGGGGGACCCCAGGUCGAUGGGAAAAGAUUGCUCACGAAUUAGGUCGAUCAGUGGCAGAUGUUACUCUGAAAGCAAAACAACUGAAGGAGUCUGUUGCAUAUAAUCCAGGUAUCAUUAAGCUCUCUGAACUUAAAACCCUGGCCCAGAUUCCCAAAAAUGCCACUGUAAAUUUGCCAGACCAUAUAAUCACUCAGCGAGAAAGAGAUGAUGAGGAAGAAGAUAACUAUCAUGGUGACCCACAGCAGGUGGAGGUUCCACCAGAUUACAGGGAGCCCAUGCCAAGUGAAACCAGACAUCGCAAGCGAAAAACUGCUAAAGCACCUGAAGUGACUCUAGCAGAGAUGAAAGAAGUGGCAGAAGAUAAGGGUAGAGGAAGACACCAGAAAGACUUUGAUAACAUGGAAGAGGAUGAAGAUAGUGAUGAUGAGAAUAGGAAAAAAGAGAAAAGUCGCAGCUCAGAAGAACUGUGGACUCAAAAUCAACAGAAGCUUCUUGAACUGGCCUUACAGCAGUAUCCAAAAGGAACAUCAGACCGCUGGGAUAAGAUAGCAAAAUGUGUCCCUGGUAAAAGUAAGGAAGAAUGUGUGGCAAGAUACAAGUUGCUUGUCGAACUGGUACAAAAGAAAAAAAUGGCUAAAAGCUGAAUAUUCUAAGCAGAAGAAUUUUACUUCUCCUUUUCCAGAAUGGGAUUAUAUUUUAAAUCUCAGAUGCAGUAAUUUGCAUUUUUGUACCUCAGUAUUUCUAUACGUUAUGUGCCUUAGUAUGAGGAAAAUAUUGAUAAUAUUAAUAAAUCUGAUGUUAUGUUGCUUAAUA
Messenger RNA from Alligator mississippiensis (American alligator), 1892 nucleotides. It is a transcript of the gene DNAJC1, whose product is annotated as DnaJ heat shock protein family (Hsp40) member C1. The coding region runs from base 110 to 1723 and encodes 537 amino acids. Gene Ontology annotation, cellular component: endomembrane system. NCBI's taxonomy places the organism in Eukaryota, Metazoa, Chordata, Crocodylia, Alligatoridae. The transcript is spliced from 12 exons. The record is from RefSeq and is a predicted model, not a curated record.